UGACAAUGUUGUCACAGCAACGAUGUCCACCUAUAAACAAUCUGUGUUUGGGUUCACUGGACUUGCUGAGUUCUGAGGAUAAAGUAUGAAACGCACACUGGCAGCUGGACGGGAAACCUUAUGAGCAAUGCCAAGUGAAGAGCUUUGGGUUGGAUCUUGGAGGCCACACAGACCAAAGGGGCCUAUAGCUGCUCUUUAUGGGAGCCCAGGUCCCAAAUAUGCCCUACCUGGGCUCAUAGGUGCUUCGCAACAUGACCCUACCAAAUGUAAAGCACCAAUGUUUUCUUUUGGUGCCCGGCAUGAGGAAGCUAACACAAACUGCUCUCCUGGGCCAAGAUAUCUAAUCCCCUCCAACAUGACCAGGAAGGGCAGAAGUGGAACACCUGCAUUUUCACUUCUUGGUCGACCAAAGCAGCUACAACUGUCCCGAGUACCAGGACCAGGCCAAUAUUCCCCAGAGCGUUCUGGAAAGAUGACCAUUCGUUCAGCUCCUGCUUACUCUCUGUAUGGGAGGAGAAGAGAUCGCGGUAACACCCAAACGCCAGGUCCAGCCACCUACACUCUGCCACCCAUGCUGGGCUGUAAAACUGUGGUUGCAACUUCAGCACCCAACUACACACUUCAAGGCCGCAGUAGAACCGGAGGCUUUCAUGAAGACACUAACAAGACUCCGGGCCCUGCUGCCUAUAAAGUUGUGGACCCGUCUAUUUAUAGGCAGAAACCUCCACAAUACAGCAUAAAGGGCCGCAACUUUGCUCCUGAGGAAAACACAGAGAAACCAGGCCCAGGAGCCCACUAUCCUGAACGGGUUACCUUUACCAGAGCAAAAGCUCCCAGUUUCACCUUUGGACUGCGUCAUUCCCAAUACCUCGCUCCCCUUAUUGUAAACAUGGAUGAAUAAUGGCAGAAAGCUGGAUUUAGAUAAAAGAAAAAAAAAACAUUCAUGAUUAUUGGGAUCAUACUUCAUUAUUUUUGCCCAUUCAUGCUUUUUAUACUUUAAUAAUGUCAAAGAGUGGGUCACUUUAAUGUAGAGCAGUUAUAAUAAAAUAUCAGAAGAGCUAUUUUUACAAGACGCCACUGCAACAACACAUUAAAUUCAAUUUGAUGGAUUUUAAACUUUAGGUUUAAAAUAUUUAAUAAACAAAAUAAAACUGACAAAUACUGCAAA
Girardinichthys multiradiatus is the source of this 1168-nucleotide messenger RNA. It is a transcript of the gene cimap1b, whose product is annotated as outer dense fiber of sperm tails 3B. Gene Ontology annotation, cellular component: cytoskeleton. The coding region runs from base 128 to 901 and encodes 257 amino acids. The record is from RefSeq and is a predicted model, not a curated record. NCBI's taxonomy places the organism in Eukaryota, Metazoa, Chordata, Actinopteri, Cyprinodontiformes, Goodeidae. The transcript is spliced from 7 exons.